Lentinula edodes (shiitake mushroom) is the source of this 1390-nucleotide messenger RNA. RefSeq lists its product as uncharacterized. Gene Ontology annotation, cellular component: nucleoplasm. The transcript has 6 exons. Gene Ontology annotation, molecular function: histone binding. Bases 68 to 1309 code for a protein of 413 amino acids. Gene Ontology annotation, biological process: CENP-A containing chromatin assembly; DNA replication-dependent chromatin assembly. NCBI's taxonomy places the organism in Eukaryota, Fungi, Basidiomycota, Agaricomycetes, Agaricales, Omphalotaceae. The record is from RefSeq and is a predicted model, not a curated record.
CCUUUUUGAUCGCGUCCAUGGCCAGCUCCUUUUGUUUUUAACUUUUAUCGCCUGUGCACCACUCAUCAUGUCUUCCUCAAACACAGGAUACACCAAAAGAGACUCUCCUGUACCCGAUAUUACACCUGACAACGCCAUUGAACACGCCAAACGCGCUUUCGCGCUCAAAAAGUAUGAGCAAGCGGUGGAUUAUUAUGCCACUGCUCUAGAGCACCUUUCUCGAACAUUAGGCGAAGAUUCCCCCGAAAUCGCGGAUUUGUACUUCGCAUACGGAAAGUCACUUUUAGAAAACGCUAUCUCGCAGACUUCUGUUCUUGGUAAAGAUCAGCCGGAGGAAGAAGGUGCGGAAGACGACAAAGGCUCCAGUAGCAAUGGUCCCAUUCUAUCCUUUUCAGGCGAUGCUGAAGAAGGUGCAGAAGAUAGUGCAGUGGACCUUUUUGCUGAGGCAGCUAAAGAGGUAGCGGAAGCAGACGCGGCAGCCGGAGAAGAAGACGACAAUGACGAUGAGGACGCAGAGCCUGAGGAUGACUUCAAUGCGGCUUGGGAGGUUCUUGAUCUAGCGAGGGCGAUUUAUGAUAAACAGCACGAUGCGGAUACGAGCAAUGAAGAUGUGGCUCUAAAACUUGCAGACUGUUAUAUAGCACUUGGAGACGUGUCGUUGGAGACAGAAAAAUUCGAUCAAGGCAUUACCGAUUAUGAGGUCGGAUUAACACUAAAGAGCAAACUUCUCCCUUUGUCAUCUCGUCAAAUAGCGGAAGCACAUUAUAAACUCAGUAUCGUGCUCGAUUUAACACCUGGCCGUCUUUCGGAUUCUAUUAAGCACGCGGAUCAAGCUCUCCAAAGUAUCGAAAGCCGUUUAAGGGAGCUUAAACUGGCGAAAGAGCACCCUUCAUCUUUGGUGAAGGACGUGAAACCAGAUCCUAAAGGUAAAGGUAAAGGAAAGGCCUCGGCCGUAGCUGGAAUCAAUAGCGAUGCGGUUCAAAAUAUGUCAGCAACACAAAUAGAGGGUGAACUCAAAGAACUUGCUGAGUUGAAGGAAGAGCUCGCUUUGAGGAUUGAAGAGCUUAAAAUGGCCCCGAAUGAAACGUUAGCGGGAAGUGCUCCUGCUCUGGCGGCACAAGCCUUAGACAAAGAGCUUGCGUCUAAAUCCUCCCCAUUGGUACCUGCUGCUGUUGUCAACGACUUGACGAAUAUGGUUCGAAAGAAGAAAGCGCCGACUACCGAUGGAUCGUCUGCGAAGCGAAAAGCGAAUGACGGGGAGGAUUCGGGGUCGGAAAAGAAGUUAAAGUUGGAUGCGGGGGCUUCAUGAACUCUUCUACACUUCAUAGCAUAGCAUAGCGUCUGAUAAAUAUCACGUCUUGCGGCUGUCCCCAUCUCACAAGUAUUCGAG